AUGCCUCACUCAGAUUGUCCACCAUUGCCUACAGCUGGCACCCCGAGCUGCUUUCCCACCCCUGAACGGCCCGAGGGCGAUAAGGCGGAUUGCUUCUGGCAAACACACCACGAUGAGUUGCGUGACCACAGAUCAACCUCGGGGCUUCCCAGCCACAGCGACAUAGUGAUUAUUGGUGCUGGACUUGCUGGUGUCAGCACUGCCUACCACCUCACCAAAGAUGGUGGCUCAAGCAAGUCCAUCACAAUUCUGGAAGCGCGAGGCGCCUGCUCGGGAGCAACUGGCCGCAACGGUGGCCAUUGCAGACCCGACCUCUAUGGCCAUAUCCCAACAUAUAUGGACCGGGCCGGAGAUCGAGCAGGUGCUGAGAUCGCAGAAUUUGAAAUUGCAAAUCUCCGUGCAUUGAAGAAAGUCAUUGAGCGAGAGAGUAUCGAUUGCGAUUUCACUCUUGCACGUUCUGUUGAUGUUUGGUGUAACGAAGAGGCUGCCAAGAGUGCCAAAGCAGUCUAUGAUCGAAUGGUAGCCGCAGGCUUUGAUUACAUGGACGAUGUUGUCUUCUAUACUGGCGACCAAGUCGAAGGAAUAUGUGGCGUCAAGGGCGCAAAAGCAUGCGCAAGCUUCACAGCCGGCACGAUGUGGCCUUUCAAAUUUGUCAUGCACUUGAUCAAGAAGGUCCUCACACUUGGAGUCAACUUGCAAACACACACACCAGUCGAAUCAAUCACACAAGACACCCAAGGCGGAUACAUAUUAGACACACCUCGAGGCAGAAUACAUGCGGAUAAUGUGAUCCACGCCAACAAUGCAUACGUCUCGGGCCUCCUUCCCGAGUACGGCAAGAAUAUCAUCCCCUGCAAGGGUAUCUGCAGCCGCAUCACAGUCCCCGAGGGAGCCACAGCGCCGCUCCUCAAUAACUCAUACAUCAACCGAACCGAAGACAACACACUAUCAUACUUUAUUCCCCGCGCUGAUGGGAGCAUUGUCGUAGGAGGCGCGGCCAAACUAUUCCGGUCCCAUGAGGAGCAGUGGUACGACAAUGUGAAUGACGGUGUUCUUAUUGACUCGGCGAAAGAUUACUACGAUGGCUACAUGCAGCGUACAUACCGCGGCUGGGAAGAUACCGGUGCCAAGGUGGAUAAGAUCUGGACUGGUGUUAUGGGUUAUUCAUUUGAUUCAAAUCCACACAUUGGACACGUUCCAGAGAAAGACGGGCAGUUUAUUCUGGCUGGAUUCAAUGGCCACGGUAUGCCGGUCAUUUGGUUAGCCGCCCAGGAGUUGGCUAAGAUGGUUUCCAACGGCGUGCCGUUUGAAAAGACUAGUAUGCCACGUCUCUUCCAGACCAGCCAGUUCCGCAUCGAUCGUGCGCAGGCUGGGAAGGUAGAGGAUGGUGAUAUUCUGGGCACGGGGAAUUUUGCAGCUACUAAGCCUUAA
Penicillium salamii is the source of this 1431-nucleotide messenger RNA. The record is from the annotation of a GenBank genome assembly. NCBI's taxonomy places the organism in Eukaryota, Fungi, Ascomycota, Eurotiomycetes, Eurotiales, Aspergillaceae.